Mus pahari (shrew mouse) is the source of this 1068-nucleotide messenger RNA. RefSeq names its product histo-blood group ABO system transferase 1. Bases 1 to 1068 code for a protein of 355 amino acids. The record is from RefSeq and is a predicted model, not a curated record. The transcript is spliced from 7 exons. Gene Ontology annotation, cellular component: membrane; Golgi apparatus; vesicle. Lineage: Eukaryota; Metazoa; Chordata; Mammalia; Rodentia; Muridae. Gene Ontology annotation, biological process: carbohydrate metabolic process. Gene Ontology annotation, molecular function: glycoprotein-fucosylgalactoside alpha-N-acetylgalactosaminyltransferase activity.
AUGGUGACUGAGGAUACUAUUUUUGUGGCCAAAAGAAGACUGAAAUGCUACUCCAUUCACCUUGGAAUCCUUCCCUUCAUAGUGCUUGUCUCAAUCUUCUUUGGCUAUGGCUUCCUGAGUCACAGAUUCCAGGUGGUGUGGAACCCAGGAGGUGAGACUAGCAUGCCUAUCAGACAGCUGGAUGUCCAGGAAGUUGUAACCAUGUCAAGGAUGGCCUUUCCACAGCCAAAAGUGCUGACACCUACUAGGAAAGAUGUUCUUGUCUUGACUCCUUGGCUGGCACCCAUCAUCUGGGAGGGGACCUUCAACAUCGACAUACUGAAUGAACAGUUCAGGCUUCGGAAUACCACGGUUGGACUGACUGUGUUUGCAAUAAAAAAGUAUGCGGUAUUCCUUAAGCUGUUCCUUGAGACUGCAGAAAAAUACUUCAUGGUGGGACAUAAGGUCAUCUACUAUGUCUUCACUGACCGUCCAGCUGAUGUGCCACAGGUGUUCCUGGGUGAAGGACGGCAACUGGUGGUGCUAACUGUGCGCAACUAUACUCGAUGGCAGGAUGUGUCCAUGCACAGGAUGGAGAUGAUCAGCCACUUCUCAGAGCGGCGCUUUCUACAUGAGGUGGAUUACCUGGUGUGUGCAGAUGUGGACAUGAAGUUCAAUGACCAUGUGGGUGUGGAGAUUCUCUCAGCACUCUUUGGCACCCUGCACCCUGGCUUCUACAGAGGAAACCGAGAGUCAUUUACUUAUGAGCGAAGGCCAAAGUCCCAGGCCUACAUCCCCAGGGAUGAGGGCGACUUUUACUAUGCAGGGGGAUUCUUUGGAGGAUCAGUGGUGGAGGUACACCAUCUCACCAAGGCCUGCCACAAGGCUAUGGUGGAGGACCAGGCUAAUGGCAUUGAGGCUGUGUGGCAUGAUGAGAGCUAUCUGAACAAAUACCUGCUUUACCAUAAGCCUACAAAGGUGCUGUCCCCAGAGUAUGUGUGGGAUCAGAAGCUGCUGGGCUGGCCCUCCAUCAUGAAGAAGCUGAGAUAUGUGACUGUGCCCAAGAACCAUCAGGCAAUCCGGAACUGA